AUGAGCUUAUUCCUUGUACUACUACUACUUGUGUUAUCGGCAGUACUAGGUUUUCCUCCUAGUGCCGCCACAUCUAAAAAUAACUAUCCCAUAGCCAAACCCAACUGCGUUGAUCGCUGCGGGGAUGUAACCAUCCCAUUUCCCUUUGGGUUGACACAAGAUUGCGCUCUAAACCCAGCCUUCUUCAUCAAUUGCACCUCUUCCAUUAACCAUCUUCCUAAGCCAUUUUUAGGAGGCGGUAAUGUAGAGGUAAAAAGGAUAUCAGUUGAAGGGCAGAUGAACAUCAAGAGCUACGUAGCUCGACGGUGUUAUGACAGGGGUGUAUACCCUCCCCGACUCAACAUAUUUUCGUUUAAGUCAUCGGGUGAGUCGUUGAAAUUGUACGUCAACCAGACCGGCAAUAAAUUCGUCGCUGUGGGUUGCGACAUUUUUGGUUACGUUUACGGCUAUGGCGAGAGGGGCACCUAUAGAGUCGAAGGUUGUAACGCCACGUGUAGCAACAUAGGAGAUGUUGAAGAAGGGAGUUGCUCCGGGUUUGGGUGUUGCGAGACCGGGAUUCCUAACGUGGCUAGGAACGUGUACGUUUCAGUGGAUAGCUAUAAUAACUAUAACUAUACAACCGGUGUUAUUCCCUGCAACUACGUGUUCGUGGUGCAGAAAGAGGAGUUCAACUUUUCCACCACUCUCCUUACCACCAGAAACUGGGAUUUGGAGAGGGAAACGCCACUGACGAUGCUUCUUGACUGGACCAUCUCCGAGCAGAUAUUGAUGAGUGUGAGGUUCGACAGAAGAACAAUUGCUCCAAAAAUUCUAUUUGCACAAAUACUGAAGGUGGUUAUGAGUGCUCUUGUGAGAAGGGUUACGAAGGUAAUCCAUAUCUCCACCCAGGUUGCCUAUAUUGAUGAAUGCGAAAAUGGACAAAACAAUUGUUCUGAAAACUUCACUUGUAAGAAUAAACCAGGCGGUUUUUCGUGUCAUUGCAAGGAUGGUUACGACAAUGAUGGGAAAGGUGGCUGCAAAUUACCCAGUAUACAUGCAAACAAUGUGCACAUGAUUGCUUUGGGUGCGGCUUUAGGUGCUAUAAUGCUGUUGAUGGCCAUUUGUUUUUCUCUGUACUUGGCAUAUCGACAAAGGAAAUCAGUACAGAUGAGAGAGAAGUUCUUUAGAGACAAUGGAGGAAUGAUUCUGCAACAAAGAAUUGCCCAAGGUGGUGAAUUCUUUGGCGAAACAAGAAUUUUUACUGCCGAGGAGCUUGAAAAAGCCACCAACAACUACGACCAAACUACAAUUAUUGGUCAAGGUUUUGGGAUUGUAUAUAGAGGACACCUUCUUGAUGGAAGAAUAGUAGCAAUUAAAAAGGCAAAGAUGAUGGACCCAACUCAAGUUGAGCAGUUCAUCAAUGAGGUAAUUGUGCUCUCCCAAAUCAGUCACAGAAACAUUGUCAAACUCUAUGGGUGUUGUUUAGAGACAGAAAUUCCGUUGUUGGUUUACGAGUUCAUAAGCAACGGGACGUUGUCCGAACAUCUACACAACAAAGACAAGGCAUCGGCAUUACCUUGGUCGACCCGUUUAAGAAUAGCAACAGAAACAGCUAAGGUCCUCUCUUAUUUGCAUUCUGUAGCUUAUCCUCCAAUCAUCCACAGAGAUGUUAAAUCUGUAAAUAUUCUCCUUGAUGAAGACUUCACCGCCAGGGUAUCAGAUUUUGGUGCGUCGAGAUUAGUCCCUCAAGAUCAAACUCAAUUGACAACAAUGGUGCAAGGAACAUUUGGUUAUCUAGAUCCCGAGUACUUGCAAACCAACCAUUUAACAGAAAAGAGUAAUGUCUAUAGUUUUGGAGUUAUCCUCGUAGAGUUGCUUACGAGUAGAAGGGCUCUAUCUUCUAAUGGUCACGAGGAAGAGAGACUUCUAUCUCAAUAUUUCCUUUCAUUGUUGAAAGAGAAUCAGUUGUUCCGAAUUCUUGAUGACAACAUUAUAUGUGAGGGCAACACUGAAGAGUUACAAGAGACUGCCUUGCUUGCGAAAAGAUGUUUAAAUGUGAAGGGAGAGGAUAGGCCAACAAUGAAGGAAGUUGCUACAGAACUAAGUGGAUUGAGGAGAGCAGAAACACAUCCAUUGACCAAUAAUCUAGAGACUUCUGUGGAGCAAUAAUCCACAGACUUCUAUGGAAUCAAAGGCACUACUUACUGAAUAACCAAUCCCUCUAAUUACUG
Molecule: messenger RNA, 2210 nt
Organism: Ipomoea nil (Japanese morning glory)
Lineage: Eukaryota; Viridiplantae; Streptophyta; Magnoliopsida; Solanales; Convolvulaceae
Product: wall-associated receptor kinase 3-like
Exons: 4
Coding region: 1-2148 (715 amino acids)
Biological process (GO): protein phosphorylation; cell surface receptor signaling pathway
Cellular component (GO): plasma membrane
Molecular function (GO): ATP binding; protein serine/threonine kinase activity; calcium ion binding
Source: RefSeq, a predicted model, not a curated record